Poeciliopsis prolifica (blackstripe livebearer) is the source of this 1207-nucleotide messenger RNA. RefSeq lists its product as uncharacterized. Lineage: Eukaryota; Metazoa; Chordata; Actinopteri; Cyprinodontiformes; Poeciliidae. The record is from RefSeq and is a predicted model, not a curated record. The transcript is spliced from 4 exons. The coding region runs from base 11 to 1096 and encodes 361 amino acids. Gene Ontology annotation, biological process: response to bacterium.
UUUAAGCACAAUGUCUCCUCCAGCCUUUGCUUUGUAUUUAGUAUCUCUACUCGUUGUGAUAGCAGCUCAUAAACCAGUUUUGACACGUUUGUCGUUACUUGUGGAAUCAGCUGAAGUUGGAGGCAGAAUGGCUUUGCAGUGUCUCUGUGGGGCCGAUGCAGCUGUGAUGUUUUACUGGUACAAACAAACUCAGGGGAAGGAACCAAGGCUUGUCUGCACAUUCUACAAGUAUAACAACAACAGCCGUUUUGAAGAUCAAUUUGAUCCUUCUCGUUUCUCUUUAGAAAGUAAAAACCACAGCAACAUUUUGCUGAGCAUAUCCGAUUUGAGGAUGUCAGACUCAGCAACUUAUUACUGUAUAAAGAGCGACUUAGCUAACAUCAAGUUUUGUGAGGGGACUACACUCACUGUGAAAGGUUCAGGACUAAACCUCCCAACAUUACUCCAACAGUCUGAGACGGAGCCCAUCCGAUCACCGGACUGCUCAGUACAAACUGGGAGCUGCGGUCCAGAGCACAGUUUUUACUGGUUCAGGAACUCUGGAGAAUUCCACCCUGGCUUGAUUUACAGCCAGACGGGCGAUAAGAAUCAGUGUGAGAGGAAACGCAAGACAUCAACAAACAGCUGUACUUUCAACCUGCCAGUGAAGAACCUGAAUAAGUCACAAGAUGGAGCCAAUUUCUGCGCUGUUGCUUCAUGUGGACGCAUCCUGUUUGGAGACGAGACCAUCGUCCACUCUGAAGGUGCCUCUGUCUCCAUUGUCUUGGUUUAUCUCCUGAGUGGAGCUUUGUCAUUCUCCAUCCUGCUGGCAGCUACACUGGCCUUCUCAGUGUUAAGACUGAGCAAAAUACACAGUCGGCAAACAGAUUGCAGUGACACAUUUCCUCCAAUUGCUAAGGUAAAAAUCAUCUCCUCUAGAGAAUUAAAGUCUAUUUCUGUUUCAGUGCUGCAUUUCCUCUGUUUUCUCUUUCGUAUGCAGCAGCUCCAAGGUGGAGAAAAGCCCCAAUAUGCUGCUGUGAACAAUCUGAAACCAAACAUGUCAGGAGGAGCAAAGGAGAGCUUCAGUGAAUGUGUCUACUCUGUUGUCAGGCAGUAGAGUUCUGUAGGUGGCGCUCAUGUUGAUGAUUGUGAUUUUGUCUUUAUCUGACUUUAUCACAGGGUAUAAAGGUGAUAUGUAAACUUGUAAUAAAGUUUUUCCCAAAGCUAA